AUGCUGCUACUUGAUUUAUGUCCAAGAACGUCAAUUAAAGUAUUUACAAAAAUUGUGAUACAAUCGCCGAGUUAUCAAAUUGACGAGAAAGAACUAACAAUGACAGAUACGAGCCAGAUAGAUGAGUGGAAACAAUCCAAGACUAUCGGAAUCAUUGGUCUUGGUGAUAUGGGCCUGCUGUACGCUGACAAGUUCGCAGAAGCCGGCUGGAACGUUGUAUGCUGUGACCGUCCCGAAGUGUAUGAAGAUAUGAAGAAGAACUACGUGGACCGGAAGUUCACAGUACUGAAAGAUGGACACCUGGUAUCGCGGGUUAGCGAUUACAUUAUCUACAGUGUGGAAGCAGAGCGCAUUGAGCAAAUCGUGGCUAUGUACAGUGCAUCAACUAAGUUAGGCGCCGUCGUGGGUGGACAGACAAGCUGCAAAAGUCCUGAGAUUAAAGCCCUAGAGAAGUAUCUCCCUGCAGAUGCAGACAUUGUGUCAGUUCACUCGCUGCACGGACCCCGAGUAAAUCCAGAAGCACAGCCACUGGUACUGAUCAAGCAUCGGUGCCAGCGCGCGGAUUCGUUCCCAUUUGUGGAGGCCGUAAUGUCAUCGCUCAAGAGCAAGCAUGUGUACUUAACAUAUGAGGAGCAUGACAGGAUUACUGCGGAUACACAGGCUGUUACGCAUGCAGCGUUUUUGAGCAUGGGUGUCGCAUGGUGUAGAAUAGAAUUGUAUCCAUGGACAAUUGGAGUGAACCGGUGGUUUGGCGGGCUCGAGAACGUCAAGGUGAACAUUUCCCUGCGCAUAUAUUCAAACAAGUGGCAUGUUUACGCAGGGCUCGCUAUCACAAACCCUGCUGCCCAUCAACAAAUAACACAGUACGCUCGGAGUGCGAGCGAGUUGUUUGCUCUUUUCGUACAGCACAAUCGACAGGAGCUGACCAGACGGCUGAAUGCGGCAAAAGAUUUCGUUUUUGGCAAGCAGGAUGGGCUGCUUUUGCUAGACGACUCCAUCCUCGAACGCUACUCUUUAAGUAAACAUGAGCCGCAAGAAGGGGAACAAACCUUACCAAACUCUCACCUGUCUCUACUCGCAAUCGUCGAUAGCUGGUAUCAGCUCAAGAUAAAUCCCUAUGAUCACAUAAUAUGCUCGACACCGCUGUUCCGUAUUUUUCUCGGCGUGUCUGAAUAUCUUUUCAUGACACCUGGGCUAUUGGAAACAACAAUCAACGCAGCGAUCGAAGGUGAGGCUUUCCGCCCAGAUGAUCUAGAGUUUGUGAUUGCUGCGCGUUCAUGGAGCCAAAUCGUGUCAUUUGGUAGCUACGAGCUAUACCGCAAGCAGUUCGAAGAAGUUCAGGAGUUUUUCAGGCCCAUGUUUCCCGAAGCUAACGCUAUCGGCAAUGAAAUGAUCAAAACGAUCCUACGUCAUGUCGAUGAUAAUGACAGUCAAGGUAGUAAAAAAACUCUGUAG
Messenger RNA from Lachancea thermotolerans CBS 6340, 1455 nucleotides. It is a transcript of the gene TYR1, whose product is annotated as prephenate dehydrogenase (NADP(+)). Gene Ontology annotation, biological process: L-tyrosine biosynthetic process. Bases 1 to 1455 code for a protein of 484 amino acids. Gene Ontology annotation, molecular function: NADP binding; prephenate dehydrogenase (NADP+) activity; prephenate dehydrogenase (NAD+) activity. The transcript has a single exon. The record is from RefSeq and is a predicted model, not a curated record. Lineage: Eukaryota; Fungi; Ascomycota; Saccharomycetes; Saccharomycetales; Saccharomycetaceae.